AUGAGGAAGCGCGAUUUGGCCAUUCUCAUGCUCUCGGCUUUUGCCAUCUUCUUCUCUCUUCAGCACGAGGGAGAUUUCUCGUUUCGAGAGGCGUGGCUCCAUCUUUCCGACGAGUAUCCGAUCAAGUACGAAGCUGAGAGGCUUCCUCCUCCUAUUGUAGCUGACCUGAAUGGUGACGGUAAGAAAGAAGUGCUCGUCGCCACUCACGAUGCCAAAAUUCAGGUGUUGGAGCCUCACUCUAGGCGAGUGGAUGAGGGGUUUAGCGAAGCAAGAGUACUGGCGGAGGUAUCAUUGUUGCCUGAUAAAGUUAGAGUUGCCUCUGGCAGACGAGCUGUGGCAAUGGCGACUGGGGUCGUUGAUAAGAUUUAUAAGCAAGGGCUCCCACUAAAACAGGUCUUGGUGGUUGUUACUUCAGGUUGGUCAGUGAUGUGCUUUGAUCAUAAUCUUAAAAAGCUAUGGGAAACAAGUCUGCAGGAAGAUUUUCCUCAUAAUGCUCACCAUAGGGAGAUUUCAAUCUCGAUUAGUAAUUAUACUCUGAAGCAUGGAGAUGCAGGAUUGAUCAUAGUUGGCGGCAGGAUGGAAAUGCAGCCACAUAUUUACUUGGACCCUUUUGAAGAAAUUGGCAUGGCUGAGAAAAAUGCCGAUCAGCACAGAAGAAGUGCUAGCGAGAAGGAGGCCUCCGAGAACGCUGGAGCAGUCAAUUUGCGCCAUUUUGCUUUCUACGCAUUUGCUGGUCUAACUGGUCAACUUCGAUGGAGUAGAAAAAAUGAGAAUAUCGAAGAGAAGGCUUCAGAUGUGUCUCAUUUAAUUCCGCAGCACAACUACAAGCUUGAUGUGCAUGCCCUGAAUGCUCGUCAGCCGGGAGAGUUUGAAUGCAGGGAAUUUAGGGAAUCAAUUCUUGGAGUUAUGCCUCAUCGGUGGGAGAGGAGGGAGGACACUUUGUUACAAUUGGCACAUUUCAAGCGUCAUAAAAGAAAAACAUUGAAGAAAGUAGCUGGAAAGACGACAAAUUAUCCAUUUCACAAGCCUGAGGAGAACCAUCCUCCUGGAAAGGACUCUUCUAAGAAGAUCUCAAACUUGAUUGGAAAAGCUGCAACUUAUGCGGGUUCUGCUAAAUCAAAGAAGCAGUUGAACUACAUUCCAACCAUAACCAACUACACUCAGCUCUGGUGGGUUCCAAAUGUUGUGGUUGCCCAUCAGAAGGAAGGGAUCGAGGCUCUUCAUUUGGCUUCAGGGCGCACCCUUUGUAAGCUUCAUCUGCAAGAAGGUGGUCUUCAUGCUGAUAUUAACGGCGAUGGAGUACUUGAUCAUGUGCAGGCUGUGGGUGGUAGUGGUGCCGAGAAAACUGUUAUGACGGGAUCAAUGGAAGUUCUACGACCUUGCUGGGCUGUUGCAACCUCUGGUGUACCAGUGCGAGAGCAACUCUUCAAUGUUUCAAUAUGUCACCACACUCUCUUGAAUUUGUUCCAACAUGGAGAAUUUUCCAGAAGCUUUGGUCAUACUACAGAUGUAUCUUCUUUAGAGGUAGCAGCUCCAAUUCUCAUCCCGAGAAGCGAUGGCCAUAAACAUCGGAAGGGCAGUCAUGGAGAUGUCAUCUUCUUGACCAAUCGUGGGGAGGUGACAUCAUAUGCCCCAGGGUUGCAUGGCCAUGACGCUAUCUGGCAGUGGCAGCUAAUGACGUAUGCUACGUGGUCGAACCUCCCUUCUCCAUCAGGAAUGAUGGAAAGUGGCACUGUGGUUCCCACACUCAAGGCGUUCCAACUUCGUGCACACGACACCCAACAGAUGAUCCUGGCAGCUGGAGAUCAAGAAGCUGCAGUAAUAUCCCCAGGCGGGAGCAUAAAGACGAAGGUUGAGUUACCAGCAGCUCCCACCCACGCCAUAAUCGCAGAGGAUUUCUCCAACGACGGGCUAACAGACCUAAUUGUCGUGACAUCGAAUGGGGUCUAUGGGUUUGUUCAGACCAGGACUCCUGGUGCCCUGUUCUUCAGCACAUUGGUUGGUUGCCUUUUGAUAGUGAUGGGAAUCAUCUUUGUGACUCAGCACUUGAACUCCAUGAAAGGAAAGCCACGACCAGCUUCUGGUCUCAGGUAA
Molecule: messenger RNA, 2094 nt
Organism: Linum trigynum
Lineage: Eukaryota; Viridiplantae; Streptophyta; Magnoliopsida; Malpighiales; Linaceae
Source: the annotation of a GenBank genome assembly